AUUAAUUACGGAGAUAGUCGAUUUAUCACGACUGUUCUUCUGAAAAGUCAAUGUCACAUGAUCAUUAGUGAUUCUAAUUUUGUUUUUGCGUAUCCAGUAAACACAUCAGUGCUUUAUUGAAAGAUGGCUAGCUGUUCCAUUGCCAGUUCCAAGAUUGUUCUGACUGUUCUUGGAUUCCUUUUCUGGGCUGCUGCAGGUGGCUUGAUAUUCCUAGGAGCAUGGGUGUUCCGUACCUACCAUAACUACAAUGACCUGACCACGGCCAACCUCACCCUCAUACCGGCCCUCAUUGUGAUGGUGGUGGGCGUCUUCUUCUUCAUACUGGGUGCCAUCGGGUGCUGCUCUGCCUGCAAGGAGAACAGAUGCCUCCUGGCAGUGUUUUUCUCGCUGAUGUUGAUUGUUCUGACCACACUUGUCAUGGCAGGAGUCCUUGGGUAUGCUCUACGCUCAAAUAUCCGGUCAGCUGUGAAUGAUGGUUUCAAGCAGGCUAUGAACAAGUAUCCAGCAAAUGACAAUGAGACCAACUCUCAGAAAGAUCAGAUUGACUACCUGCAACGUGAAGUGAAAUGCUGUGGCGCCCAGAACUACUCUGAUUGGAAUUCAACCCGCCAUCCUAUUCCCCCGAAGUCCUGCUGCAUCAAUGAGUCUCACUGUAAUUCUUCAACACCUGCAACUUCCUACUACAAUAUGGGAUGUGAAGCCAGCUUGGAGGACAUGUUUGUGAAGAACUUGAAGUAUGUUGGAGGUGUGGCAAUUGCAUUUGCCAUCAUCAUACUGCUGGGUAUGAUCUGCAGCUGCAUUCUCAUGUGCCGCACCAAGGAGGUCCGCUAUGAAUUACUGGGAGGACCAAACUCCGGCUUACGGGUGUAGAUCUGACACCACCAGCCUGCCCCAUUAAUCGCAUAACAGGCAGUCAGAACAGAUCUACACAGGCUAGAGUAGCCUAGAUGCUGUCUGAUGUUAUCUUGGCUCUACUUAAUGAGGAACAGUUUAUUCAGUUAGCAGUGUUUUUUUUCCGUGUUUUUGCAUGUCUUGCAUAUAAGUGUUAGUUUUAGGGAUUUUUGUACUGGUUGGCAAAUAUAAAUCAGACAUUCAUAUUCUCUGCAUAUUUUCACAAACCAGUGUUUUGUAAUUUACAUGUUUAUAAUUAAGUUGUAAUCUACAAACACACAUAUUUCGGGUCUAUUUUGUGCACUUACGACAUUUUGGUAAAAUCUGCCAUGUAUGCUUGGCGUAGUGAUUUGUACAUGCACAAUGGCCUAUAACAUCUCUGUUUAGAACCCAGACAGUGUUUGUGAGAUUUGUGUAGAUAUGUCAAUGUUUGUGUACUCCAUCUUUAUUGGACAGAACAUAAAUAAAUACUCCUUACUGUAGACAAAAGGUUUUAAAACACCGAUGACAAAUGUGUUUAAACUACUGUCAUGUUGACUCCUAAAAAAUUGUAUGCUUCAAGUCUUGUUUUAAUGGUUCACAGCAUUCUACUGACAAUUUUUAUGAUUUUUUUUAAAGUGUAUGAAAUAAAUAUAAAAUCUGAGUAAUAUUAGAUGAUGUGAAGAACAUAACUUACAAGUAUAUGCAUUGCCAACGAGUACUUUUACGUAUUUAACCAUUUAAGUGUUUAAACAAAUGUGCUAUAUGCUGUUUUUACAUUUGAGAUUAUGAAUUUAAUUUACUGUUUUCUGUGGAGUAGGAAUCAUGUCAGUUGCAUUAUUGAUUUUGAUGCAUCUUUAUUGUGUAAUAAUCAAAUUAAUUGAAAUAGUUGUUUAACAGUACAUGUACUUACAAUGCAAUUAGAUGAUGUUUUUACUGAGUUUUAUAUAAUUAUAUGAUUUCUUUUGUAUAUUUUAAGUGAAACAAACUAAAAAGUUAACAUAUAAUAAUAUGAUUUCUUUUGUAUAUUUUAAGUGUAACAAACUGAAAAGUUAACUAUUCUGGUCAUGUUAUUGUAGAAACCUUGCAUAAAAGCAUGAAAGAACUGUUUCGUAAUGACAAGUUUUGUAGUACACACUUUUUAUAUACUAUUUAUUCAAAUGUUUUGUUUUGAUUAAAAACUGCAUUCUUCUUUUCAUAUUUUGUAGCUUGCACACAAAAUAGAAAAAUGAUGUAGCUUUUCAAACAAAGCACCACACAUGCUUUGCCAUAAGCGACACUAUGUGAUUGUUUUAACUUGAUAAUUGCUUUAACUCUUCUAUUCAGUCUAAAACCGGCGAUUUUCAGUAUUAUGUCAGUUUCAAUAAAGUCCCUGCUUACAUAUUGUAAGGUUUACAUAAAUAUGCAAUCCAUAGUUAAUUUACAAAUUGAAUUGCUUCCGAUACUGUUUGAAAUGAGUGUACCAUUUGGGCAAUAACACAAUGUUCAUUUUACAUAAGUAUUGGGGUAUAAAUGCAGGUUAUUUACAAUAUACAGAUUACAUUAUACAGAAUAGCAAAAAAAGCAAAGUGUGAGGCAUAUCAAUAAGUCUGUUAAAUUAGUACAACUUUAAUGAAAAAAGAUUGAUUCUGCUAUAUCAAUGCCCGUGUAUUGUAUUCUUUUAAGAUCAGUAGUCGCCAUCUUUUGCCAAUUUUUCGAAUCUCAUUACUAGUAACUGUUCAUGUCAAAAACAAAACUCACCUGUCUUGUUUUGCUAUUGCUUGUGCACUUAUCUAUUUAUGAAUAAAGAGUUGUGAUAUCAAAA
Molecule: messenger RNA, 2674 nt
Organism: Dreissena polymorpha
Lineage: Eukaryota; Metazoa; Mollusca; Bivalvia; Myida; Dreissenidae
Product: tetraspanin-3-like
Exons: 7
Coding region: 124-870 (248 amino acids)
Cellular component (GO): membrane
Source: RefSeq, a predicted model, not a curated record